Clarias gariepinus (North African catfish) is the source of this 2531-nucleotide messenger RNA. Its product is annotated as coagulation factor XIII B chain-like. Lineage: Eukaryota; Metazoa; Chordata; Actinopteri; Siluriformes; Clariidae. Bases 120 to 2336 code for a protein of 738 amino acids. The record is from RefSeq and is a predicted model, not a curated record. The transcript has 15 exons.
AAUAAUAAAUCAUUAACGCUGCUUACACACAAAGCUACUUGGUUCGUUUAAAAUAGCAUGUAUCAGAGGUUCAUCUGAAGGUUUUACGCUGUGAUCUGAGGUGAAAAACAACAGAGAAGAUGAGGAUUAUUAUUCUGGCUGUUUUAAUUUGUGCGUGUCAGGCUGCACAGGAUCCAGAAAACUGCCGACCUCCACAAUUCCAAAACAACGGCUUUUUUGUCCCAAAUUCGGAGAAUUACAGAACCGGAGAUAAAAUCACCUACGGCUGUAACACGGGUCUGAAACCUGACCUGAAAACAUGGUGGGGGGAGAUAACAUGCAAGAAUGGAGAGUGGUCACACACCCCUCGGUGUAUUGAUGAAACAUGGUGCAUUACAACACAUGUGCCAAACGCCAAACCAGAUGUGUUACAAGCAGCUGCUCCUGGUAAGUAUGAUUUUGAAUGUGACCACGGCUACUGGAUUGAAGGUGGAAAGUCAAUAGCUGAGUGUGUAGCUGGAUCUUGGACCCUUCCAGAGUGUAAGCGAAAGUCCAACUCUUGUGCUCCCCCUCCUCGUGUUUACAAUGGAAUGAUCACAACACCUUACCGCAGUAUGUUUGAGAAUGGGGAGAAGAUUGAAUAUAUUUGUGCAAGAGGAUAUAGGUUAUAUGGAGACAAAACCAACACAUGUGAGCAAGGCACGUGGUCCUCUAACCCUAGUUGUGUUAAUGUACAAUGUAACCAGCCACAUGUUGCCAACGCCCGAACAGCAGAGGGAUUUAAAAUCUCCUAUAAUCACGGAGAGACUGUUAGAUUCACAUGUAACAGAGGCUAUAAGUUUGAGGGAACAGACACUGCACGGUGUGAAGAUGGAACUUGGAAGCUGCCAGUGUGUAAAGUUGAAGUAAAAUGUACUAACCAGCCACAUGUUGCCAACGCCCGAACAGCAGAGGGAUUUAAAAUCUCCUAUAAUCACGGAGAAACUGUUAGAUACACAUGUAACAGAGGCUAUAAGUUUGAGGGAACAGACACUGCACGGUGUGAAGAUGGAACUUGGAAACUGCCAGUGUGUAAAGUUGAAGUAAAAUGUACUGACCAGCCACAUGUUGCCAACGCCCGAACAGCAGAGGGAUUUAAAUUCUCCUAUAAUCACGGAGAAACUGUUAGAUACACAUGUAACAGAGGCUAUAAGUUUGAGGGAACAGACACUGCACGGUGUGAAGAUGGAACUUGGAAGCUGCCAGUGUGUAAAGUUGAAGUAAAAUGUACUGACCAGCCACAUGUUGCCAACGCCCGAACAGCGGAGGGAUUUAAAUUCUCCUAUAAUCACGGAGAGACUGUUAGAUACACAUGUAACAGAGGCUAUAAGUUUGAGGGAACAGACACUGCACGGUGUGAAGAUGGAACUUGGAAGCUGCCAGUGUGUAAAGUUGAAGUAAAAUGUACUGACCAGCCACAUGUUGCCAACGCCCGAACAGCGGAGGGAUUUAAAUUCUCCUAUAAUCACGGAGAGACUGUUAGAUACACAUGUAACAGAGGCUAUAAGUUUGAGGGAACAGACACUGCACGGUGUGAAGAUGGAACUUGGAAGCUGCCAGUGUGUAAAGUUGAAGUAAAAUGUACUGACCAGCCACAUGUUGCCAACGCCCGAACAACAGAGGGAUUUAAAUUCUCCUAUAAUCACGGAGAGACUGUUAGAUUCAUAUGUAGAAGAGGCUAUGAGUUUAAAGGAACAGACACUGCACGGUGUGAGGAUGGAACUUGGAAGCUCCCAGUGUGUAAAGUUGAACUAAAAUGUACUAACCAGCCAUAUGUGGCCUACGCCCGAGCAGCAGAGGGAUUUAAAAUCUCCUAUAAUCACGGAGAGACUGUUAGAUUCAUAUGUAACAGUCCUUAUGAGUUUGAAGGAACAGACACUGCACGGUGUGAAGAAGGGAUUUGGAAGCUGCCAGUGUGUAAAGUUUCAGGAGGUGGAAGCGGUGGUGAAUCUCUACAUCCUGAUCAGCUUGGAGUUCUGCUGCCAGUACGUGAUUGUGGAUCUCACCCCCUUAUUGUAAAUGGAGAUGUUAUAGAGCUGCCAAGUGGAAAGGAAUUAAAAGUCCAGUGUGUGAGAUAUUAUAAACUAGAAGGACCUAAAACUGUAGGAUGUGUGAAAGGGGAAUGGACGCCGCUUCCAGAGUGUAAACCUCCAUGUAGAGUGGAAGGUAAACGUAUUCAUUCUAGUCAGUCUGAUGAAUAUCUGCAAGAGGGUGAAGAGAAGAUAUUUCACUGUGCAGUAUUCAAGAAAAUAACUGUCAGAUGCACGAAAGGAACAACAAUAUACAGUGAAUGUAAAUGGAAUCUACAACAUACAUAAGCACCAAUAUCUUACUAUGUCUUUAAAUUAAAUACUACAGUAACAUUGUCUAUGGUACAGUGCUAACACUCAUGCUUAAUCAUAAUUCAGAUACAUUAACUGUCUGUGUGCUGGUUCUGGCAGUGACGUAUAUAUCGACCUCUGCAGCGCUCAUGCUAAUAGUCAGAAAUCUUUCUUCUUAAAAUAAAAGUGUGC